Molecule: messenger RNA, 1040 nt
Organism: Rhodamnia argentea
Lineage: Eukaryota; Viridiplantae; Streptophyta; Magnoliopsida; Myrtales; Myrtaceae
Exons: 7
Coding region: 161-1015 (284 amino acids)
Source: RefSeq, a predicted model, not a curated record
UGGAUAUGCCGAUGCAGACAUGUUCAUGGAGUCACGGAGAGGGAGAGAUGAUUUGUCGCCGCUAGGGACGUGAAUGGAGUCGUCGGGGAAGGAGACCUCCGUCGCUUUCUCUCUCUGAGAAGCUCCUAGGUCGGCGAGGAAGAGUCCCUUCGGCGUGAAGAUGGCUCAGUUCGCGGCUCAAGGACGCGUGAAGCUCCUCUUCAAUGGCGAAGGGGUGUCCUCCUCCUCCUCCGCACUGGAGCCGAAAGACUUGUUUUUCUGCAACAGUCUCGCGUCGGCCCAGUUUCGGCGGCACGGUCUCAGGUUUCUCCGGUCGGCUUCCGCGAGACUUAGCUGGCACCCUGCUGCCAACGAAUCUCGACGUCUCAGAGCGGAGUUCGCGCGCUCGAGCGCCGGUGCUGACAGUUUCGACUACUACGAUUACGACAGUGACGCCGAGAGCGACGACUUGGCGUGUUUCAGAGGCCUCGUCUUGGACGUCGCUUACAGGCCUGUUGAUGUAGUUAGCUGGAGACGUGCUAUUUGCUUGGAAUUCAUGGAGAAGGUCAGAGCUUUGUUAUUUGCUGAUGUGCUAGAGUAUUAUGAUCAGACUGUCGACUCCCCAAGUGGUUCAUUCUACAUACCAGCUGUUUUAAGGGUUCCUCAUCUACUGCAAGUUAUCAAGAGGAGAAUAAUCAGAACUAAUCUUAACCGUAAAAACAUAUUCUACCGAGACAGUUAUAGUUGCCAGUAUUGUUCAUCAAGUGAGAAUUUGACAAUUGAUCAUGUUCUUCCAGUUGCACGAGGUGGAGAAUGGAAAUGGCAAAAUUUGGUCACGGCUUGUGCCAGAUGCAACUCAAGGAAAGGUCAGAAAACACUGGAGGAAGCCAAUAUGAAACUGAUAACUGUCCCCAAGGCUCCAAAAGACUAUGAUAUACUAGCCAUACCCCUGACAAGUGACACAAUAAAGAUGCUGAAAAUGAGGAAGGAAAUGCCCGGAGAGUGGCUUCAAUAUCUAGCAAAGCGUUCAUCAUAGCCAUGAUUCUAUAUAUGAUGGCAAA